AUGGUCGCCCUCAAGCACUUGGGGGCAGCUGCUGUCUUAUGCCUCAGCCUUGUUCCUUCCGGACUUGCCCAGUUCGAUGGUACAUCUAACGACCUUGCUGCCCGAGACGAUUAUGAGCAGAUUAUUGCCCGCGGUAUCGAUAACGGGUUGGAUGCUCGUGACAUAUUGGAGGAGCUCUAUGCCCGUGGCGGAACAAAGCCAAAUAAUCCGGGACCAAAGCCGAUAGAGAUCUACAGCGUCGGAACCUCUAUGCCCGUGGCGGAACAAGGCCAAAUAAUCCUGGACCAAAACCGGUGA
Molecule: messenger RNA, 297 nt
Organism: Clonostachys byssicola
Lineage: Eukaryota; Fungi; Ascomycota; Sordariomycetes; Hypocreales; Bionectriaceae
Source: the annotation of a GenBank genome assembly